This is a messenger RNA of Trichomonas vaginalis G3, 1197 nucleotides long. RefSeq lists its product as uncharacterized. NCBI's taxonomy places the organism in Eukaryota, Parabasalia, Trichomonadida, Trichomonadidae. The coding region runs from base 1 to 1197 and encodes 398 amino acids. The transcript has a single exon. The record is from RefSeq and is a predicted model, not a curated record.
AUGCAAAAACUUUAUGAAUCUUCAUACUUAAUAUCGAUAUCUGACGGAAAUAAAGGGUCUAUUGUCGAGUCAUAUCCUGAAGGUGCAAAAUUACUUGAAAAUGAAGAACUUUUUUCGAUUGAUUGCUAUCCUGGAAGCUUAUCAAAGGAGAAACCUAUUGUAUUUACAUUUAACAUCGAUCAAACCUUUUACUUUUCACUUUCUUUUCCCAUUGAAGGUACAAUUUACGUUAUUUCAAUAGAAAGUAAGCUUCCAUUUUCAUAUUUGUUCACAGAGUUCUUAAAGGAAGCGAUCAAUGAGUUUGAAAAGAAUGAAUUUCACGAUCCUUCUCUUCGAUUUGCGUAUAUUACAUCAUUAUUGGCUACUUGGGAUAAUGAAUUAAAAACUGAUAUCGAAUUAAACUUUCCUGCAGGUAUGACAAGCGUUUCCAUAUCAGAGGAUCACUAUACAUUUGGCCAAUAUGGUUUUUGGGCAUAUUUUUCUCCAAAUGAAAUUUUACAAGCGUAUGAUUGCUUAAUACGCGAUGAAGCCAUACUUCUCAUUGCAAAUGACCCUCAUACAGCUAAUAAAGCAAUGUUCUCGCUUUUGUCUUUAUUUUCUCCGAUUCAAUUUUUUGGACCAAUGGCGCUUUGGAUGCCCGAAAAAGAUCCUAGACUACAAAAUAUACCAGCAACAAAUCUCAAAGUAGUUUGUACUCCUGCAGAAAAAAUAGAUAGCAUGAAAUAUUUUAAUUGUAUACUUAGCAUAUCGCCAAAGAAGGUUUGUGAUUACCCAGAUUAUAGAAAUCCAUUUGUUAAUAGAAACAGGUACUCAAGGUAUCUGAUAACAGCUGCAUUAGAUGAUAUGUUAUUAGAAGAUCCUUUUUCUGACAUUAUACCACUCCAAAUACCAGAAUCUUUGAUUAAAUCUAUUGUUAAUGAAAGUCCUGACGUGAAAUACGAUGAAAAAGCCGCAUCUGCAUUUAAUACGAGUUUAUCAUGGAAAAUAUGGAGAAGUAAGAAUAUAUAUAGAUCAACAUGGCUUGAAGCUAUGAAAAGCAUGAGUCCAAAUGAUAUUAUUAACAAACAUAAUAAACCUGAAGAAUUAAAGAUCAUAAAGGAGUCUCUACAUCAUAUUCCAAGUGAAUUUAAGAAUGAUAAACACUUGAUGGCUCUAGUAAGAAAUUACAAAAAGAUUAUUGAACCUUUAUUGAAAUAA